GAGUGUGACUCAGCUCCACAGCUGGGUUAGUUUCCUUCACAGUCAGGAGGACUUCGCUGCCCAUGCACAGGUCUCUGCAGACUGCUGGAAGCUAUGGGUUACUCGCUAUGCAGGAUCUGGAUGCUUUUCUUGCUGUUCUGUGUGGGAGAAGAGAGGCAGAUGGCUCCCCCAGGUUUGGUACAGAGCAGUUGCCACUCCAGAAUUUUCUGGAUGAAACUGAAUAAACUCUUGCUCCAAGGGAAAUUCUUCCAGCUGGAAAUCAACGAUCCUUACACUGGCCCUGUCCCACUGGAUGACAAACUAGCGUCUCGCUGUGGCUAUGUCCUGUCAGAAGAUGUGUGGGGCAACCCCGUCUUCCGUGCAUCAGUGCUCGCCUGUCAUGUGGUCAACGAGGCAGAUGAGCUGUUUUCACUGACUAUGAACAUUAAGAUCUCCUCAUUUGCAAGCAUGAGGGCAGCCGUGAUCUACACCUACCCUAUGUUCUGCUCCUACUCUUCCUGGGCCUCAAGAGAAAUUGUGUGUGAAGAAAACUACAUGGAGGUGUCAGUGAAGACUGAUGUCCCUGCAGUUUCAAGUGACUACACCGUAGCAUGGAUGUCAGCACUGCCAGAGACUCAGAAUGUUGCAUACCAGGUAUGGCAACUGAUGUUUGUUUCUCCAUCAGGGAGAAAGAGAAUACUGGUAAGCGAUGCAGCAAAACUGGGCUACAGCUUCAAUAAUACGCUUUCCCGAGUGUACCUCCGUGCUCCCUACCACAGCAAUGAAUCUGAAAUCAGUGUGGUCAGUGGUGUAGAUAUGAACAUGAUCACUUCCACUUCCAUGUACAGGCAGCGGUGGUUGCUUUUGCUGAUUGACAUGACAGUCUCCUGUCCUCUUGAUGGUACCAGCUUCACUGAUACUACGCUAACGUGGACUGUGCCAAGUGUUAUCCCCACAUUAGUGCUUCAAGAAUCCACCUUUUUGUCUAAAACCAUUUUAAUGGGUGUUGACGGCCAACAUAUAGUAAACCCAGACAAGAACAACUACUUACUGGAGCACAACAAGACACACAUUGGAAUAACUAUCCCUAUUGGAGCAGAAGGAGGAAAACUAAAGAGUUCCGUAUCUGGUGGUGUAUAUGGAAUCAUUUACAGCAUUGACUUGUUCUUGGAGCACACGUGGACAGAUGCAGACUGGCAAACCACUAAGUAUACUGUCAUCAAAUCCAUCACUACACCUUUCAUGCCACGAAUACCAACUGUUAUCAACAAUACUCUGCCAGAGGAAAAGAUAUUUAAUGUUGCAUUUGGACACUUUCUUCCUGAUGUCUCUCUGGUGGCAAUAGCAAUAGGAAAUGUGCCAUUUACCCUCAGAGAAGCACAGCACCAUGGGUAUAAGAUUUAUGAAACUCCUUUUUCUAAUGGAACAAAAGAAUUUAUCUUGGAAGUCUCUUUUGAUGAUCCAUACGUUCUAAAGGAGUAUGUGAAUAGAAAUGAAACAAAAUAUACCCUCCUUGUUAACUACACGAUAAGCAUGGGUCCAGAGAUGAUACCCUACUAUCAUUCUGCAGAGGUGGAAUGUGUGAUUGCUGAUAUUGAAAUACCAGAAGCAGUUGGUUACUGUGAUGAAGGAAACCUCUAUCUUGCCAUUCCUGGUUUUGGUCUGCACCAGUACUGGAACCUGUAUCUUGGUACCAAGCUUCUGAACAGGCACACUGCAAACACAAAUGGGUACCUCGCAACUACCAAUGCUACCCAUCUGAUCCUGCAAAUACCUCUGUUUGCUGUGGGAGUCAUCUAUGAGGAAGUGUCCUUCCAGAAAAUUAAAGCAAGGUUUGAUGUUGCCCUAAGGAAAGUGAGAACCAUGGAGACCUUACAGACAUUCUCCGUUAGCUGCAAUUUUAAUUCCCCAGCAUUUAUAUUAUGCUACCCAGAUGGUACUGUAAUUAUAUCUGCCCAAAUGAAGACAGUUCCUGGCAUUGAUAUGAGUAGAACCCAACUACGGGAUAGCUCAUGCAAGCCUAAAGAGUAUAACAAAGGACAUGCCUUCUUCAAGUUCCAUGUCACCACCUGUGGCACUUCAGUAAGGUUUGAAGGUGAUCACAUUGUUUAUGAAAAUGAAAUCUCUUAUGAGAAAGAGACUCUUCAAGGACAGGGCCAUUCAACAAUCACAAGAGAUCCAGACUACAGAUUAACCGUCUUGUGCUACUAUCGAGCAAAAGAGACAGUGAUGCUAGGUGCCUUCAUUAGCAAGCCUUCCGCAUCACAUCCCUCUGGCUCUGGUACAGUAGUGCCAAGGUCAAAUUCUGCAGUACACAGAAGGAUAAGACAAGCCCUGAAUGUAGUUUCAAGAGUGUCCAAAAGUGAAUCUUUCAUGGAUUUCUAUGAGCCCAAUGUGGUGAUACUCAAGCGACCCACAGAGUCUGUGUUUCUUGAGGUGGAGCUGAAAGAUGAGAGCCCUGACACUGAGUUAUACCUGGAUAACUGUUGGGUGACAGGGUCUCUAGAUUUCAACAGCACCCCAAGGUGGAACAUCACUGUGGAUGGGCAAGUAGUAACUGAAUGACCAAUGUGUUCAUCAGAGGAACUAUGAUUUCUUCUAGAUCUUUUGAUCUGUUCUCUCAAAUAGGUGUGAGAUUAAUGGCAGUGAGUAUGUUGCAGUGUUCUGCUCAGUAGCUGCUAGCUCUAGAGUGAGACACCCUUCUCAUUUCAAAAGGCUGGCAGUAAGGACCCUGACACAUCGACUGGAACAGGUAAGAUUAAGUAAAACGCUCAUCCAAGAUUCAUGGACCCAAUCUGGAGUACUUCUUAAGAUCAAUUAAAAACCCAGCCAAUUUAAACUCUCACAGAGUUAAGACCUAUCCAGCAUCCAGCCUAAGUAGCCUGACUGGUGUGUAGGUUUAAUUUAGUUCUCUUCUCAAAUCCCCUUUGCAACACGAUUCCAGUGACUUGUAAUUGGACUGUCUGGAGUAAACAAAGAAGUUUGGUAUGUAAAUAUGAUUUUUAUAUGGUGUUCUUGAGUUUUUUUAGGGACAUAUUCACAGCACUUCAACUGAAAAUGUCUAGAACAGAAAACUCAACUUUUGCACCACACAUGCAACAAGAAUUUGAGCCCAGUCAUCUCUCACCUGCCCAGCCAGUCAGACAUCUCCUCAGAAGCCAGCCCAGUAGGCAGGGAAGCAGAGGCAUGUGUGUCUGGCCUUACAUUUUGGAGAAUGUGUUUUCCUUCAGCACUGGACCUUCAGAAGAGCAAAGAAAACCCAGGACAGUCACCUGGGAGCACACUGUUCCUCGGGUACCCAGUUGGGUCGAUUCUAGCUCAACAAGUCAUGGCAGCACCACCGUCUAGGCAGCUUAAGCACAUGAUUUUUUGACUUGGCCUUUUUUGAGCUGUUCAACUUGUGAACUUGCUAGAAAUGAACAUGAUGCAAUUCUGGCAUGUACUACUUCCUAAACGGGCAGCUGCAUCUAGCGCAAGAUUGAGUUUCUGUCUAGCUUUGAUACUCAGCCUCACCGCAGCUCAUGAGGUUUUCACUUCUCUCGUCUCAGCCUCUCAGUUACCAAACUGCCUGAGGGCUUCUUUGACACCAAAUUUGAAAUUCAAAGCAGGUUCAGCUAGAAGGUGUCAUGUGCAAGUGUUCAGACAAACUUGAGUCUAAUCAGAUGUAACUUCUGCAAAAGGCGAACAAAAGGCAGAACAGUGCUCUGCAAGAGGGAUCGCAUAUGGACCAAAUGGUUCUUCUUCUCAGGUGUACGUGCACUGUUCAGUGGCAGCCUGCUCUGCUGCCAACACACUGCCUGGCAUUCCCUGCAGAGGACAGUGCAGCCCAAGCACAGAGAGGAACGGUAAGUGCUCAGGAGAAAAAGAUCCAUUGCAAAGCACUCCUGGCCCGAUGAUUUCAAGGGAUUUAGGACUCUUGAUUUUGGCAUCUGAAAUGUCUUGAAUGUGGAGUCUGUAACAUUAUCUUCAGCUCAUAGUUUAAUACAUUAGCACUGAAGUACAGCAUUUAUAUGUUCUUGAAAAGAUACAAAAAUGUGUGUCACUCUCAGCCUUUCCAGGUCACAAUUCGGCCCACCUCCAGGGUUAUGUACUUGCUGGACCAGUCUGGAUUGUUGAAUCAGACCUAAGAUGAAGCAUGUAAACUGAAUUUGGUAAGAACGCUUGGCCUUAUGUACUCACUUAGGUCACCGUGUUUUGAGUCACACAUGAUACAUACCUUCUGUUAUGAGACCUAAAGUUUCUGGGACACUGUCUCCAUCUUGGCUCUGCUACCUUUUCAAAAGCAUAUGGGACAAGAACUUGGGAAUAGGCAGGGUAUGUGGUCUCCUGGUCUAAGCUUGAACCCAUAAGAAAGGGAAGAAGGAGAGCUACCUGCCAAGCAAAACACAGGUGGUACAGCUCUAGAGAAGAUGCCAGCAGUAAAGCAGGGUAUGCUGGAGUCAGGCUGUAGAAGGCAGUUUUGUAAACCUGGAAGAUGCUAUUUCAGCAGGUUUUCAACUGGAUUGUCUUCAGCAGUCAUUGGGAUUCAACUGGAAGAAAAUGGAUUCAAAAUAUUAGAUACAAAGAGUAACAACACAUCAUUGCAUUCAAAUCCCCCAAAAAUGUUAGGGCACACCCCAUAGCUUCAUCUGUCUUUGGAGGACCAGAACUAUUCACCGAGUGCUCCAGCUUCACUCAUCACUUUGCUGUGUGUCUCCAACAGCACCCAAAGGCUCUGCUGUGCUGGCUACUCUCUAAAAGUGCAUCCAGACACUGAAGCUACCUCUCAGUGAUUACAAAACUAUCUUGCUUGAAGUGAAAAGUUCAGACUGUGGGACUCAGGACAGCUCUACUACACUGGAAAGCGCUAAGGUCUGCCAACAGGAUUAGCAAAUGGUGUAACCUGUUGUCUCUCUGAAGUGACUACAAAAGAAAACUUACCAGAAAAUAACCCCAAGCUUCAAAAUAACACUUCUUGCUUCUUCCAGCUGUCGAAAUAUGGACUUGCAGAUCACGAAAAUUAUUCUUCCAGCUGUUGAAAUAUGGAUUUGCAGAUAACUAAAUUUAUUCCAAUCCUGAUUAUGGCCACUUCUUGAAGUGACUGCCAAUUCCUCUAUGUGAAUGUAAAGUGAAAAUCUGAAAAGUCAAAUAAAAAUACAUACAAACUAAUGCAAGCACAGAACAUCUCUUUGCUAGCUUGCAACAGCAACCGUCUGGUGUACUACCAUUGGCUCCAAAGAGUCAGGCAAUCUGCUACUGAGGGCUUCUUCCACAUGCAACACAAUGUCAUUCCAGUUGUUUUUUGAUUAUAAUACUGCAUUGAUCUGAGCUUCUUGUAAACGUGUUAGUUCCCUGCUUUUGUCUCCCCUAACUCUACAAAAUGAGGGAGAACUGAUGCUCUAACAUCAGGGAAAUGAACAACUCACUUGGUUAUUUAUUUUCUUUGUGCACAGAAAACAUUUUUUAAGAGAA
This is a messenger RNA of Gallus gallus (chicken), 5430 nucleotides long. RefSeq names its product long intergenic non-protein coding RNA 954. Lineage: Eukaryota; Metazoa; Chordata; Aves; Galliformes; Phasianidae. The record is from RefSeq and is a predicted model, not a curated record. The coding region runs from base 94 to 2544 and encodes 816 amino acids. The transcript is spliced from 19 exons.